ACUGGAGAUAUGGAGCGAGCAGAAAUAAUACUAAAUAGAUUACAUAAUUCUGUACCAAAGGAUAUAAAGCAUUACUCGGACAUAAAUGCAAAAUUGUAUACCUUAUUAUGUGUAAAACUUGCACCGGUUGCACCGGUCGCUCCGAUUGCUCCCAAAGGACCUAACGAUCCAGGAGUUCCGGGAAAGCCGGGAAUUCCGGGAAAACCUGGUAAGACAGGAGAUAAUACUACACUAAAACAACAACAGUCAUCAUCAUCAUUACCAAUAUUAACUUCAAUUUUAUCGCAAACAAAUAGCAUUGCAAAUAAUAUUAGAAAUGGAAAUAAUAGAGAUACAUCAAAUAGUAAUACACUAUAUAAAUUUCUAAAUCGACAACAGCAGCAGAAACAACAAUUAGAAGACGAAGAAGUGUCUAAUGGAAUAAUGGUUACUAAAAUACAUUCCGUAAGUAUACAUCAUGAAGAUUUUACAUUAGAUGAAUUUGACGAUAAUGGAAUCGCUGCUAGCUUUAAAAGUGCUGGAACUGGAACAAACGAAUCCGACGAUACUAAUAAUGAAAAUGGAGGAUAUCUUGAUGGUGAAGCUAAAAGUAGAAUAAUGAGGGAACGAUUAACCACAAGUAUAACAAGUAGUGUAUCCACUCUGAGUAAUAAUAACGAUAAAACUAAUAGAAAUAGCUUUAAUAGCACGAUAAGUAAUUUAACGAUUAAAGAAGAAUUAAGAAAAGCAAACGUUAAAUUUUAUAUAUGA
This is a messenger RNA of Entrophospora sp. SA101, 750 nucleotides long. The record is from the annotation of a GenBank genome assembly. Lineage: Eukaryota; Fungi; Glomeromycota; Glomeromycetes; Entrophosporales; Entrophosporaceae.